GUAAAGCUGGCACGUGUCACUGUACUGUUACUGCAGGUAUCCAGAGCACACCGAAUGUGACAUCAGGGUAUAUAAUUCUUGCCAGAACUAAAUCCCCUUCUUUUCAUAUAUUCCUUGCUAGCUUGUUAAGCAAAACCAGAUCAGAAUCACUCAGCUCUUCCUUCCUUUUCCUAUAUUAAAAGAGACAGAGAGAGAGAGAGAGGUAGCUAUAUACUUACAAGAACAGACAGAAAAAAAUGGCAGAUUGGGGGCCUGUGGUAAUAGCAGUGGUGCUGUUUGUGCUGUUAAGUCCUGGAUUGCUAAUCCAGUUGCCUGGAAAAGGCAGAAUUGUGGAGUUUGGGAAUAUGCAGACAAGUGGGAUAUCUAUACUAGUUCAUACAAUCAUCUUCUUUGCUCUUAUCACCAUCUUCCUUAUAGCUAUUGGUGUUCAUAUUUACACAGGAUAGUUCAUCACCCUUUUCAAAGCUUGUUUUGUUUUGUUCACUUGUACUGUCUGAUUCUCUUGUGUUUUGUUACUAUGGGCUUUAAUUUUUCUUAAUUUUAGUGUACUUUCAUGUGUUGUUAAAUACUCGUUUUCUAAUUAAUAAGAGGUUCAAAAUUCUGAAUUGGAUUAA
This is a messenger RNA of Hevea brasiliensis (rubber tree), 614 nucleotides long. RefSeq lists its product as uncharacterized. Bases 237 to 446 code for a protein of 69 amino acids. The transcript has a single exon. NCBI's taxonomy places the organism in Eukaryota, Viridiplantae, Streptophyta, Magnoliopsida, Malpighiales, Euphorbiaceae. The record is from RefSeq and is a predicted model, not a curated record.